Messenger RNA from Aspergillus fumigatus Af293, 1545 nucleotides. Lineage: Eukaryota; Fungi; Ascomycota; Eurotiomycetes; Eurotiales; Aspergillaceae. The record is from RefSeq and is a predicted model, not a curated record.
AUGCACCACUCUCAGCUUGCCCCGCUGCCUAACGAUCUGCCCUUUCGGAUUGUCUCGAAAACGAUCGGUCAGGGUGCCUAUGCCUGCCCUCGACAAUUGCAAAUGGAAGCGACGGUACAUAAACACAUCGGCGAUCAUAAAAAUAUAAUUUCGUUCUUUCAGACCGGCGAGGAUAACGUAUGGCGAUGGAUCGCAAUGGAACUGGCCGAGGGCGGAGAUCUUUUCGACAAGAUCGAGGCCGACGAGGGCGUGGGCGAGGAUAUCGCUCAUGUGUACUUCUCGCAGCUUAUCAGUGCUGUGGGAUACAUGCAUUCAAAAGGAGUCAGUCACCGGGACAUCAAGCCCGAAAACAUGCUCUUAACUGCCGACGGAAAUCUCAAGAUCGCCGAUUUUGGGUUAGCGACGUUGUUCGAGUACAAAGGGGUCACCAAGCUCUCGACAACUUUUUGCGGCAGUCCUCCGUACAUUGCUCCAGAGGUCAUAUCGUGUAGCAACCGCCGUCAGGUCAAGGGAGCGGGUUAUCGCCCAGAUUUAGUGGAUAUCUGGUCGUGUGGGAUUGUACUCUUCGUUUUACUGGCGGGAAACACGCCAUGGGACAGUCCGACAGACAGCAGCUACGAGUUUCAUGAAUACCUUGCGACAAACGCGCGAACGAGUGAUGAACUCUGGCAGAAGCUGCCUGCGGCAACCCUUUCUCUGCUACGCGGCAUGCUGAACGUCGACCCUAGUAACAGAUUCUCUCUUGAGGAUGUGCGACGCCAUCCUUGGUUUACCCGACAGAAUCGGUACCUUGCUCUAGAUGGCAAGCUCAGAGAUCCUAUCAAUCUAGCGACGACUAUGUUCGAAUCACUGCAUAUCGAUUUCAGCCAGGAUCCGCUUUCUCGACCUCACAGGACUAGCAGCUUUGACCCGGAGCAGAUGAGGUUUGACGACGGAGAUUUAAAUACGGAACCCAGAAUCUCCUCCACUCAGCCAGAAAUGCCGAGGGCCGAGAUGUUGGUAGACUGGGAUACACCUCACACGGCGGAUGUAUUUUCGUCCACUCAACCUACGGGAAGGCCUUCCUCCAGCGACGACAUGUUACUGGCGAGCUAUCUAGAAGAUGAGCCCUCCAUGUCGCAAUUUUCGCCUCAUCCUUCCGUGCCGCUCAGUAGAACACAAAAGGCUCAGCGCUUCCGUGACAUUGUACCCGCUCGCCCUAUGACUCGCUUUUUCUCCACGUGGGAACUUAAGAUUCUGGUUCCUCUUGUGUGCGAAGCUCUCCACCGCUUGGGGGUUCCUGUUCCUAGUGUGCCCGCGGUUUCUCCAGGAGACACAUCUGCAACGAUCCGAGUCGUCACUAGAGAUGGCAGAAUGUGCACAUUGCAGGGGAAAGUAGUCCUCGAAUGCGUUUCAGACGGGCUGUUUGAGAUUGAGUUUAUGAAAGUAAAGGGCGACCCUCUAGAAUGGCGACGAUUUUUCAAGAAGGUGGCUGUCCUCUGUUGGCUUUGGGAUACUGGCAGGAAUACAGGCGGUCUUUUGGUAUUCAGCAUACUAGACCAAUAG